Molecule: messenger RNA, 1505 nt
Organism: Panicum virgatum (switchgrass)
Lineage: Eukaryota; Viridiplantae; Streptophyta; Magnoliopsida; Poales; Poaceae
Product: probable F-box protein At5g36000
Exons: 8
Coding region: 1-1179 (392 amino acids)
Biological process (GO): reproductive system development
Cellular component (GO): nucleus
Molecular function (GO): protein binding
Source: RefSeq, a predicted model, not a curated record
AUGGGCAAAGCCAUCUCCCUCCUCCGGCCACCGCGAGAGGACGAGGCGGGGAAGAUGGAGCUGAGGAAGCGCCCGAGGCCGCGGCGCGUCGACCCGGACUUUGUCUCGUCCCCGCCGCCCCUGCCGCCGAGGAAGCGGGCGCGGAAGCAGGCAGCGGCGACCAAGCCCAAGGAUGCCGCGGGGCCGCCGAAGCGACAGCUGCCGAGGAAGAGGGCGAGGCGCCCGGCGGUGGGCAUCGGGUGCCCCGUCGCGGGUCUCCAUCGCGUGACGUGUGGCCGGCAGCCGCCGCCCUUGCGCAUGUCGACGCGCUUCCUCUUCCGCCCUCGCCGCCCCUUCAACUGGUACGAGCCGGACUUGUGGACGGAGGUGGCCAAGCACCUGUGCGGCUUCGACCUGCUGCGCCUCUCCUUCACCUGCCGCUGGUUCCACCGCCUCCUCGCCGACGACUCCAUCUGGCGCUACGCUUUCUUCCGCGACCUCGACCUCUCUGAUGCCAACCCGCGCGUGCAUCGCCCGUUCUACCGCACCUGGCGCCACCUCUACUUUGCCGCCUUCGAUGGCACCCACGCGUACUCACUCUGCCAGAGCGGCGAACACCGCAGUUCGUGGCGGAUCGGGUCAUUCCUGCUGGACUCGCCGCAGAUGCUGCUGAUGGGGAAGCUGCCGGUGCCGAAGUGGCUGCCGCCGGAUCUCGACGACGUGCAGGCCAGCAUCGCGAUGAUGGGCGCCUGCAAGCUCCACAACGCCCGCCCCGGAAUCUGGAUCACCGACAUGCAUGUGAUGCGAUGCCCAAUGUGCAACCGCAACAGCUGCCGAGGGAACAAGCAGAUUCUGGACGCACGCCACUCUGAGCUGUUCCUGGAGGAGGCGUACUGGGAUCAGACCUUGCAGUACGAGCACCUUGGCGAGCACUUCCAGGACGAGGAUGUCGCCGACGCCUUCUGCGCCAUCGUCAACGCAAAGCGCCUCGCUUCCCCAUCCACUGCAUUUGUCCUCAGCAAGUCCUGGGCCGGAAAGUGCGACGAUAUGCUGACCAAGCAAUGUGCCUCCGCGACCGCUGCUGCCAUCCACACCAAUCUCCAGCCCAACGGAGGGUUGGCAUCGCAGUUCGAGGCGAUGCGGGACACGGCCCGGGAUGGUCAGAUCGUGUCCGUGAGGAUCUCGCAGAUCCUCUUCUGAUUCCUAACCUGGGUUCAUCGUUUCUCGCGGAAGACCCCUGAUGCACCGUAGAAUGUGUUAUUGCCUAGCUGCUGUGAGUUAUGCUAGAAUAGGCCAGGCCUCUCUGUUACUGCUACAUUGCUGUCUACACUGUAGAGAUCAAGUUGAUCAGAUCUUCCGACCUUCUGCUUAAGAGUAAAUUCCCUAUAUGCCAUUGUAAAAUUGAGAUGAUCCCUUAUGUGCCAUUGAAAAUUAGCUGAUCCCUUCUAUGCCAUCGUUUUUAAUUUUCCAUCCCCUCAAUGCCAUUGCUGUUAACUCUCCCUAACAGAUCCGUUAAAACUUAUGGC